UUGUUUGUGAGACAAAAUGGUAACAUGUAUAAAUGGAGGAAGCGAAAAGAACGCCCGUGACUGAGAAAUUAGCGUGUGGGAGAGAGAGAGUGACAGUGGAAAGCGAUGACGCUGGGUUUGAUCAAUGCGAAUCCCGUGGUUCACGCCAAGAAAGAGAGAAUCGCUCGUUCCGAAGAUCCUCACGCCGACGACGCCGUUGAUCCCCUCGAUAUUUAUGAUUUCGUGAGGGAUAUUAGGGAUCCCGAACAUCCUUAUUCCUUGGAACAGCUCAGUGUUCUCUCUGAGGAAUCAAUCACCGUCGAUGACAAAUUAGGAAGGAUUUUAAUAACUUUUACGCCGACCGUGCAGCACUGUAGCAUGGCCACCGUCAUUGGUCUGUGUCUGCGAGUUAAACUAAAGCACUAUUUCCCUCCUCAUUACAAAGUGGAUAUCAAGGUUUCUCCAGGAUCACAUGCUGAUGAAGAUUCAGUCAAUAAGCAAUUAAAUGAUAAAGAAAGAGUUGCUGCUGCCUUGGAGAAUCCCAACCUCCGCCAGCUUGUGGAUGAGUGCCUCUACUCUAAUGAACUGUGAACAAGCAGAUAUGCCUGCAUAAUAACCUCUGUACAGGGCAUUUGCCGCUCUUGAUGCAAUAAAAAGUAGUCAAUCUGGAAAUUAUUUGAAAGGGAUUUACCUUUCAAGAAGGUUUAGCUCUUUGAUUUUCAUAGGAGGUAACUUUGCGUCUUCCCUCCCCUCCCCUCCCCAACUCCACAUUGUGUUUAGCAUGUGGUAUACUGGUAUGCAUGUAGAUUAAGUUAGACAUCGUUUUGCCAUAUUUUUGUACCUUACGGAAUAUGUAGUGAGUCUGUUUACAGGUUGA
Abrus precatorius (Indian licorice) is the source of this 856-nucleotide messenger RNA. RefSeq names its product protein AE7-like 1. The coding region runs from base 106 to 570 and encodes 154 amino acids. NCBI's taxonomy places the organism in Eukaryota, Viridiplantae, Streptophyta, Magnoliopsida, Fabales, Fabaceae. Gene Ontology annotation, biological process: iron-sulfur cluster assembly. The record is from RefSeq and is a predicted model, not a curated record. The transcript is spliced from 5 exons.